This is a messenger RNA of Trametes versicolor FP-101664 SS1, 724 nucleotides long. Its product is annotated as manganese superoxide dismutase. The record is from RefSeq and is a predicted model, not a curated record. Gene Ontology annotation, biological process: superoxide metabolic process. Lineage: Eukaryota; Fungi; Basidiomycota; Agaricomycetes; Polyporales; Polyporaceae. Gene Ontology annotation, cellular component: mitochondrion. The transcript is spliced from 4 exons. The coding region runs from base 1 to 615 and encodes 204 amino acids. Gene Ontology annotation, molecular function: metal ion binding; superoxide dismutase activity.
AUGUCCAACACUCUCCCCGACCUCCCCUACGCCUACGAUGCGCUCGAGCCCUUCAUCUCCAAGCAGAUCAUGGAGCUCCACCACAAGAAGCACCACCAGACCUACGUGAACGCCCUCAACGCCGCCGAGCAGGCCUACGCCAAGGCCUCCACCCCCAAGGAGCGCAUCGCCCUCCAGGCCGCGCUCAAGUUCAACGGCGGUGGUCACAUCAACCACUCCCUCUUCUGGAAGAACCUCGCGGGCGCGUCCUCCGAGGGCAAGGGCAACGGUGGUGCUCUCCGUGACGGCCCCCUCAAGGAGGCCAUCACCAAGACCUUCGGCUCGCUCGACAACCUCAAGAAGGAGUUCAACGCGACGACUGCGUCCAUCCAGGGCUCCGGCUGGGGCUGGCUUGGAUACAACCCCCAGACCAAGGUCCUCGAGGUUGUUACCACCGCCAACCAGGACCCUCUCCUGACCCACGUCCCCAUCAUCGGCGUGGACAUCUGGGAGCACGCGUUCUACCUGCAGUACCUCAACGUCAAGGUCGACUACCUCAACGCCAUCUGGAAUGUCAUCAACUUCGAUGAGGCGGAGAAGCGCCUUGUCGAGGCUCAGUCUGGCGCCAAGCUCUAAGCAUCUCGUCGGAUGUUCGCGCGGGGUGGCAGCACUAGCUGUCGGGGUAUGCUGAAGUAUCACAAUGAAAAACUGUAAGAGGAGGAUGGAAGAGUCCAAUCGCAUGUGU